GGGCUAACGACGUCACGACCGAAACGGGGCUAAAAACGUCACGUCCGGGGCAAGUGUGAGGGCGAGGAGGGGGUGGGGGCAGCGCGUGACCCCGUGAGGAAGACUUCGCCAACUGCGCAUCCCACCGCUCCUCACACACUCAUCACCCUGCUGCUUGCUCCGGCUUCUGGUGCCGCCGCCGCCUCCGCCGCCUUAACGAGAAGAAGGAGGCACGAUGCUGUCGAGGGGCUGCCUGGCAGGCCGGGCGUGUGUGACGGGCCGGGUGUGUGUGGCCGGCGUGCGGGGCCUGAACACCAAGGAGACGGGGCGACCCCUGAUGCUCAACCCCCGCACCAACAAGGGCAUGGCGUUCACAAUCGCAGAGCGGCAGAUCCUCGGCCUGCAGGGUCUCAUCCCCCCGAAAGUGGAGAGCCAGGAUAUCCAGGCCGAUCGCUUUAAGGAGAACUUGGCUGGACUCUCUGAGCCACUGCAGAAGUACAUCUAUGUGAUGGGCAUACAGGAGCGGAACGAGAAGCUUUUCUAUCGCAUCCUGCAGGACGACAUUGAGCACCUGAUGCCCAUUGUGUACACGCCCACUGUGGGGCUCGCCUGCUCGCAGUAUGGCCACAUCUUCCGCCGGCCCAAGGGUCUAUUCAUCAGUAUCAACGACAAGGGCCAUGUCCGCUCUGUCCUCGACAACUGGCACCGGCCUGAAGUUAAGGCAAUCGUGGUUACGGACGGUGAGCGCAUUCUGGGCCUGGGAGACCUGGGUGUGUACGGAAUGGGCAUCCCCGUGGGGAAGCUCUGCCUCUACACAGCCUGCGCCGGCAUCCGCCCCGAGUGCUGCCUGCCGGUGUGCAUCGACGUGGGCACUGACAACGAGUCCCUGCUGGAGGACCCCUUCUACAUGGGGCUCUACCAGAAGCGCGACCGCUCGGAGUGCUACGAUGAGCUCAUCGACGAGUUCAUGGAGGCCGUUGUCGAGAAGUACGGCUACAACACCCUGAUCCAGUUUGAAGACUUCGGGAACCACAACGCAUUCCGCCUCAUGCGCAAAUACCGCGAGAAAUACUGCACCUUCAACGAUGACAUCCAGGGAACGGCAGCGGUGGCACUGGCUGGGAUGCUGGCAGCGCAGAAGGUGACGGGGACAACGCUGUCUCAGAGCCGCUUCCUCUUCCUCGGCGCCGGGGAGGCGGCCACCGGCAUCGCAAAUCUAAUCGUGAUGGCGCUCACGGAGCAGGGCGUGCCACCCGUGGACGCAUACGGGCAGGUGUGGAUGUACGACAAGCACGGCCUCAUGGUCAAGGGCCGAGCAGCCGGCAUCGACCAUAACCAGGAGCUAUUUGCCCACGCGCCACCCCCUCAGCCGGUCACCUCCUUCCUGGAUGCGGUACAGCAGCUGAAGCCAACGGCUAUCAUCGGAGUGGCCGGUGCCGGGCGGCUCUUCACGCCGGAUGUCAUCCGCGCAAUGGCAGCGCUGAACGAGCGGCCAAUCAUCUUCGCGCUCAGCAACCCCACGACACAGGCGGAGUGCACAGCCGAGGAGGCCUACACUCUUACAGACGGGCGGUGCCUGUUUGCUAGCGGAAGCCCCUUCGACCCGGUCACUCUGCCGGACGGUCGCAUCUUCAGGCCUGGCCAGGGCAACAACGCGUACAUCUUUCCUGGCGUGGCCCUGGCCGUGAUUCUUUGCGGCGUGCGCCACAUUAAGGACAAGGUGUUCCUCGAGGCGGCCAAGACUCUGGCUGAGCAGGUGACCGAGGAGUCACUGAGCCAAGGUCUCCUGUAUCCGCCCCUCUCCGACAUCCAAGAGGUGUCCAUCAACAUCGCCGUCAAGGUGUCCCAGUUCGUCUACGCCAACAACAUGGCGUUCCACUACCCGGAGCCGCACGACAAGGACGCAUACGUGCGCUCCAAGCUCUACACCACGGAGUACGAUUCCUUCCUGCCCGACAUCUACGACUGGCCCACGUCCCCGCGCACGCCCAAACUCAACUAGGUGCCACGCUCCAGUGGCACGUACGCACGUAUAUACGGGCCCAGCGGCCCCUGCGUGUGGCACGGUUGCAGCAACGACGCUGCAUCUGGGACGGGUGCCUCAGUGAGACGACUGUGACGCUGAGGGCGGCCUUUUGAAUCAACGGGGCCUGAGCCCAGUACAGCCCCAUAUACACCCAUACACCCCCGUAUACACCCGUACACACCUGUAUACACCCACACACGGCUGUGAACGGCGAUGUACGGAUGUGUACAGGUUGUACACAUCAGUACAUAGCCAUUCACACCCGUACACUCCCGUUAACACCAUGACACACCUGUACACACAAUGACACACUCCUGCUCCCACACACCUUGACACACUCCUGCUCCCACACACCCUGAUACACUUCUGCUCCCACACACCUUGACACACUCCUGCUCCCACAUACACACCGGUACACACUCCUACUCCCUCACUUACCCAUAAACAUCCUGAUACACGCCUGCUUCCUCACAUGGACACAGAUAAACCAUACACACCCAUGUAUCCUUAAUCACACACUUAUACGUCCCUACAUACUCAGAGAUCCUUACGUACGCACACACUCUUUGACGCACCUUUACACAUUUGCACCAGGGACCUACAACCGACCUCUGAGGAGGGGGUCGCUAGGCACACCCCCCCCCCCCCCCAUGCCUUCACCUCGGUGUUCGUAGCGUUUCUUGUCUGGCAGAGGUUCUCGCGGUGUCGAUGAAUGUAGAACUCCCCACGCCCCCCACCCCCCAGGUAUUUAUGAAGCCGCGUGCCGUACACUCGCUCAGCCUUCAUGUCGACGUCCAUGUCCAUUUCUGGGUUUUUUUGCUGCUGCGUUCGUGAGACUAAUAAAGCGCAGGAGCACUGGGUGCUUA
Messenger RNA from Lethenteron reissneri (Far Eastern brook lamprey), 2871 nucleotides. Its product is annotated as NAD-dependent malic enzyme, mitochondrial-like. Gene Ontology annotation, cellular component: mitochondrion. Gene Ontology annotation, biological process: malate metabolic process; pyruvate metabolic process. Lineage: Eukaryota; Metazoa; Chordata; Hyperoartia; Petromyzontiformes; Petromyzontidae. The record is from RefSeq and is a predicted model, not a curated record. Gene Ontology annotation, molecular function: NAD binding; malate dehydrogenase (decarboxylating) (NADP+) activity.